Messenger RNA from Suillus clintonianus, 3617 nucleotides. Its product is annotated as glycoside hydrolase family 38 protein. Gene Ontology annotation, biological process: oligosaccharide catabolic process; mannose metabolic process. The record is from RefSeq and is a predicted model, not a curated record. The transcript has 30 exons. Gene Ontology annotation, molecular function: alpha-mannosidase activity; carbohydrate binding. Bases 79 to 3507 code for a protein of 1142 amino acids. Gene Ontology annotation, cellular component: fungal-type vacuole membrane. NCBI's taxonomy places the organism in Eukaryota, Fungi, Basidiomycota, Agaricomycetes, Boletales, Suillaceae.
GUGAAGAGUAAGUAUCCCACGUUCAUCCAGUCCCAGGUUCCACGACGUACUUGUACGUACUGCGGGGGUGCUUGUUGAAUGCAGUCAACGAUGUGCUCACACAAUCAAAACCAGAAGAACUACCCCGAACUUAACCAUGGAUCUGGGGCAAAAUGGAUCAAGAGUUUGACACAGAACCGACUGUCCACUUUCCUUGGUGGUCACUUCGAAGGUGUCAACCUGAGUUCUGUCCUCUACACUCAUCGCAUCGAUGGCUCCCAUCAUGUAGAUCUCCAAGUCUGGAGUGCACCGGGUCUUACCAAGCCCUCGUUUCGAGAGGCAAUGAAACAAGAGUUCAAACCAGCGAAGAAGGGUGAUUCAUUUGGGCCAUCUUGGACAAACCACUGGUGGAAGGUCACUCUCAAGAUUCCUUCCUACUGGCAACAGUAUGGACGCGUACAAUUUGAGUUUGAUCCUGGCUGCGAAGCUAUGAUAUUCACCCCAGAUGGCGUUCCGCUUCAAGGAAUUACUGGUGGUUACGGCGGAGAUCGCAGAGUCGAACAUCUCAUCCCGCCUCAAGCUGUUCGUGACGGUCACUACGCUGUGGUCAUCGAGUCCAGCUGUAACGGCAUGUUCGGCGUGCCAUGGAACGGCGACAUCAUCGCGCCUCCCGAUCUGAACAGGUACUUUCAGCUUGCGUCUGCAGACCUAGUCGUCCCAAACCAAGAUGCUUGGCAUCUGAUGUGGGACUUCACCACUCUUCGUGAGAUUGUGGACACUGUCCCUGGAAACACUGCCCUUCAAAACAAGGCGCUCGUCACAGCCAAUAAAAUCAUGAAUGCAUUUAAAUCUGGAGAUCCCGAGAACGUGAAACGCAUGCGCGGAAUUGCCGAGGAUGUAUUCGGAAAAGGUUGGCACGCGAAAGGCGACAAGGUAUACAGUGAAGGCCCCAAAAAGGCCCAGAUUGUCGGAAUUUCAUACUGUCAUAUUGAUACAGCAUGGCUGUGGCCGUAUUCAGUCACACAGCAGAAGACAGCGAGGUCAUGGUCCACCCAGAUUGAUUUGAUGGAACGCUACCCAGAGCAUAGAUUUGCUUGUUCUCAAGCCCAACAAUUCAAAUGGCUUGAAGAGCAAUAUCCUCCACUUUUUGAACGUAUCAAGAAGAAAGUGGCGUCUGGCCAGUUCCAUCUCAUUGGUGGCUCGUGGGUCGAGAACGAUGGAAAUAUGCCUUCAGGUGAAGCCCUCGUCCGGCAAUUCCUAUACGGUCAACGCUACUUCGAGUCGCGUUUUGGCAAGCGGUGUGAGACUGCUUGGCUCCCAGACUCGUUCGGUCUCACUGCGGCCUAUCCGCAACUGAUCAGGGAUGCGGGCAUGAAGUACUUUUUCACGCAGAAGUUGAGCUGGAAUAACAUAAAUGUCUUCCCGCACUCCACCUUCAAUUGGGUUGGCAUCGAUGGCUCGCAAGUACUUUGUCAUAUGACACCCGUCGAUACUUACACUGCACAAGCAACAGUCGGGGAUGUCAACAAGGGGAUCACAAAUCAUAAGAACCUUGAGUCAAACGCUACUGCCCUUCUGGUCUUUGGAAACGGGGAUGGAGGAGGGGGAGCAUUGCCCAAGAUGCUGGAGAACCUGCGUCGCAUUCGCGCGACUACUAAUGAACACAGAGAACUUCCAUCUGUUAGUAUGGGAAGUUCUGUCGAGGAGUUCUUCGAGGACAUCGAGGAAGAUUCGAAGGAGGGGAAAACGCUGCCAGUUUGGAAAGGGGAAUUGUACCUUGAAUUUCACAGGGGAACCUAUACUUCGCAUGGUUCCAUCAAGAAAGGUAAUAGGAAGUGCGAGAUACUUUUGAGGGAUGUGGAGCGCGUGGUUACCCUGACUUCGCUCCUCAAGCCCAAGGGACAUUCGUAUGUGUAUCCGAAGCGGGCCAUUGAUGAGUGCUGGGAGAAAGUGUUACUCAAUCAGUUCCAUGAUGUCUUACCUGGAUCUGCAAUCGGCAUGGUCUAUGAUGAUGCAGAGAAGUUGUACGCCGAAGUUCGUGAAGUAUGCACCAGUCUUCUCGAAGAUGCAUUCAGUGUUCUCCUCCCGCGAUCAUCUCCCCUCCUGACGAACUCGACGCCGGAAACGCUAAUUGCGUUUAACGCCACGUCAUUUGCGCGCCACGAUGUCAUCAAGAUUCCUUUGUCUGGAGAUGCCGCCCGCCUGAACGCGCCAGUUGUUCAAACAUCCGCAGAUGGCAAGUACGGAUAUGCUCUAAUGCACUCGGUUGGAAAUGAGGUCGUGUCACAUCCUGUGGGCAUGUCAUCGGAUUGUAUGCCUGCAUCUGUAUUUACCAAUGGAACUGACCACUUCGUUCUCCGGAAUGCCAAUGUCCAGCUCACCAUAUCAAAGGGACGGAUCAUCAGCCUGAUCGACGUUAAGCUUAGUCGUGAGCUUAUUCCCAAAGGAAGUUCCGGUGGAUUGGUUAUUUUCGAAGAUCGUCCUAAUUACUGGGAUGCCUGGGAUGUGGAAAUCCACCACCUCGAAACAUCUACUCCGCUUUCGUUCUCUCAAGUUCAAGUUAUAGCUGAAGGGCCUCUUAGAGCCGCUGUCCAGACCCAGGUCAAGUACGGGAACAGUACGAUUAAUGUCACGAUCUCCCUCGAUGCUAUCACCGCAACGAUGAAAGGAGAUUCCCGCUCCUUCUUCAACUUCGAUGCCGUGGUCGAUUGGCAUGAGAGACACAAGUUCCUCAAAUUUGAACUACCGCUCGACAUCAACAACACGUAUGCGACUUACGAGUCACAGUUUGGUUUCGUUCAGCGGCCGACACACAAGAAUACAACGCUGGACGCUGCCAAAUUUGAGGUCUGUGGGCACAAGUUCGCAGAUCUUAGCGAAUAUGGAUAUGGGGUUGCAUUCCUGUCAGAAUCCAAGUAUGGCUUUGCAUGUGAAGGCAAUGUUCUUCGUAUCUCCCUGCUCAGAGCAGCCACGGCACCUGACGCAGAGCAGGACCAAGGCAAGCACGAGUUCUCAUGGGCAGUCAUGCCUCACAUAGGCUCUUUCCUCGAAUCCGACGUUCCGAUGGCUGCCUUUAUUUAUAAUUCGCCCUUGCAUGUGAGAACUGUUCCCGCGCAGAACGCGGGCCGUCCCGUCCCGUCUCUCCCAUUCUGGCUUGAAGGCGCACCGAACAUCUUCUUGGAGACUGUCAAGAGAGGAGAAGACGACUUCGAACCGAAGGCGUCCGGCACAACCGUCAUCUUGCGCAUGUAUGAAGCGUUUGGUGGGCAUGGUUCUGUAAAGUUACACGUCGGAAAAGACCUGCCUGUGAAGCGCGCGUAUGUCACGAACAUUCUGGAGGACACUAAAGGGGAGCUUGGUCUGGUAUCCACGGCGGGCGCGCAUAGCACGCUUAAGCUCGAAUUCCGAAGUUUCGAGGUGAAAACGGUGAAGUUGGUGCUGGAGGUCGAGAAUUCUGACGUUCCAAACAUCUCUCCUACGACAUCUGCGAAGAGAGAUAGCUGGGUCACUGUUGACGAGGAACUGUAAUGUUUCAAAACCUCGAAUUGAUUGAAAGGACGCGGACGAUCUCGUGUAUAUAUGUACUACUUAGUAGUGUACAACCGGGUGAAAUGUGUAUGAUGACUGGUGCGGACUCA